Eurypyga helias (sunbittern) is the source of this 1308-nucleotide messenger RNA. RefSeq names its product N-acetylneuraminic acid synthase (gene NANS). Lineage: Eukaryota; Metazoa; Chordata; Aves; Eurypygiformes; Eurypygidae. The transcript has 6 exons. Gene Ontology annotation, molecular function: N-acylneuraminate-9-phosphate synthase activity. Gene Ontology annotation, biological process: carbohydrate biosynthetic process. The record is from RefSeq and is a predicted model, not a curated record. The annotation marks the transcript as partial.
GAAGCGCCGGCGUCGUUCUCGGCACACGCCGGUGAAUAGGCGCAGGCAGCCAAUCAGUCUCCGAGAGGUUACAGCAGCCCUGGCUGUACAUGGGAGGAGUCGGACUGCUGAACUGCCGCUGAUGAACCUCCGGACUGGUUUGAUUGCAUUAGGUUUUUUUGAGCUUGUUUUGCAGGACUGUGGAGCAGAUUGUGCCAAGUUCCAGAAGAGCGAACUGGAGUACAAAUUCAACAAGAAAGCCUUAGAAAGGCCCUAUACCUCUAAACACUCCUGGGGAAAGACCUACGGAGAGCACAAGCGCCACUUGGAGUUUAGUCACGACCAGUAUAGAGAGCUAAAGAAAUAUGCAGAGGAGGUCGGCAUUUUCUUUACAGCUUCUGGCAUGGAUGAGAUGGCUGUGGAAUUUCUACAUGAACUGGAUGUUCCAUUUUUCAAAGUCGGAUCAGGAGAUACAAACAAUUUUCCUUAUUUGGAAAAGACUGCAAAGAAAGGUCGCCCAAUGGUGAUUUCCAGUGGGAUGCAGUCGAUGAACACAAUGCGUCAGGUUUAUCAGAUUGUGAAGUCCAUCAAUCCAAACUUCUGCUUCCUGCAAUGCACUAGUGCAUAUCCACUUCAGCCAGAGGAUGUCAAUCUCCGUGUUAUAUCGGCAUAUCAGUCAGCUUUUCCUGAUAUCCCCAUUGGCUAUUCGGGUCAUGAAACUGGCAUAGCCAUUUCAGUGGCAGCUGUUGCUAUGGGUGCUAAAGUAGUGGAACGCCAUGUGACUCUCGACAAAACAUGGAAAGGAAGUGACCACCAAGCAUCCCUGGAACCAAAUGAACUGGCAGAGUUAGUGAAAGCCAUCCGUACUGUGGAAAAAGCAAUGGGUUCUCCAGUCAAACAACUUUUGCCCUGUGAAAUGGCUUGCAAUGAAAAGCUGGGAAAGUCUGUUGUGGCAAAAGUGACAAUUCCUGAAGGUGCAAUACUGACACUUGACAUGCUGACAGUGAAGGUGGGAGAGCCUAAGGGAUUUCCCCCAGAAGCCAUCUUUGAUCUGGUGGGUCAGAAAGUUAAAAAAAAUAUCGAAGAAGAUGAAACCAUCACUGAGCAAGCAGUGGAAAAUCACGUCAAAAAAGUGAAGUGCUAAAACAAAGCACUCCAUAUUUCAUGAUGUAGUACUGCACUAUUGCACAACAUACUUAAGUAUAAGCAGUAUGGUAGAUUAGAAGAAAGGCAUGUAAUUGUAAGAAUCCAAUCAGAUUAGAAUUUUCAGGUUCUUAUUAGCAGGAUGUUUCUGAAGUAAGGGGAUAUAAAAUAAGAACAAUUUUAUUA